Molecule: messenger RNA, 10005 nt
Organism: Epinephelus fuscoguttatus (brown-marbled grouper)
Lineage: Eukaryota; Metazoa; Chordata; Actinopteri; Perciformes; Serranidae
Gene: btaf1
Product: BTAF1 RNA polymerase II, B-TFIID transcription factor-associated
Exons: 38
Coding region: 445-6009 (1854 amino acids)
Molecular function (GO): TBP-class protein binding; ATP-dependent chromatin remodeler activity; ATP binding
Source: RefSeq, a predicted model, not a curated record
GGAGGAAGGAAUAAAUGCAAGAUGGCUCCUCAUAUAAAAACAGUCUUCUGGGUCGCCCUCAACGUGCUACAAAAUAACUCUUUACACCUUAUUAGGUUGAAAUAUUUAUCUGCGAAGAGUUCUGAAGGGUAGCGUUAGCUAUAGAUUGAUAUGCAUAUGGUACUCGGCGAUAUUUUGUGGGAGAAGAUACCGAAGAGACAAGAGGGAGAACUUUGAAGCCAUGAAUUGGUGGUGAACUCACUCCGCUCGGUAGACACAGUUGGGGUGGUCAGAGGCACACGGCCUGGGCCUCAGCUAGCUAGCGGUAGCUGCUAACUAGCUAAUGACUUCAGCUAGCUGCUGUUAUCUGCCGCAUUAGGAACGUUAAACAGCAGAGAGGAAAACGUCUCUAAUUACUGUCUGCCUGUUGAAUGUGGGGAGUGAAAGGCCAUACAACAACUGGCCAUGGCUGUAUCAAGACUUGAUCGUUUGUUUAUCCUGCUUGACACCGGAACAACACCAGUAACCAGGAAAGCAGCAGCCCAGCAGCUUGGAGAAGUGGUCAAACUCCACCCACAUGAACUCAAUAAUCUUCUAUCAAAGGUCUUGACCUACCUAAGGAGUCCCAACUGGGACACUCGAAUAGCAGCAGGCCAAGCUGUAGAGGCCAUUGUGAAGAAUAUUCCAGAGUGGGACCCAGCACCCAAGCCUAAAGAAGAGUCUUGUGAAGACUUGUCUCCAGAGGACUCCUCUUGUGACCGAUUGACUUUCUACCACUUUGACAUCUCCCGCCUACUCAAACAUGGGGCCUCUCUGCUGGGAUCUGCCGGGGCUGAGUUCGAGCUGCAGGAUGACAAAACUGGCGAGAUGGACCCUAAGGAACGUCUGGCCCGCCAGAGAAAGCUUCUUCAGAAGAAGUUAGGUCUGGACAUGGGUGCUGCUAUCGGCAUGGACACGAAUGAGCUGUUCAACGAUGAGGACUUAGACUAUACCUGCCAAUCCAGAGCCCAUGGAAGCAAAGCUGCAGCUGGAUCCAGCUCCCGCAACCAUGUGCCCAUUCAGGCCGCUGAGCUGAUUGACUCUGAGUUCCGGCCAGGCAUGAGCAGUCGUCAGAAGAACAAGGCUAAGAGAAUGGCCAAGCUAGUGGCUAAACAAAGAUCCAGAGACAUUGAUCCAAAUGAAAAGAGUAACGACAGUUUUGAGGGUGAACCUGAAGAGAAACGAAGGAAAACCACCAACAUAGUUAUUGACCAACCGGCAACAGAACAUAAAGUCUUAAUCGACAACGUUCCAGAUAACUCCAGUCUUUUAGAGGAGAUACAUGAGUGGCCUCUGGAGAGCUUCUGUGAUGAGCUCUGCAAUGAUCUGUUCAAUCCUUCAUGGGAGAUUCGUCAUGGUGCAGGCACAGGUCUUAGAGAAAUCCUGAAGUGCCAUGGUGCUGGGGGUGGGAAGCUGGUGGGAAGCACUGCAGAACAGAUGUUACGGCAGCACCAGGAGUGGAUAGAGGACCUGGUCAUCCGGCUGCUCUGUGUCUUUGCACUGGAUCGCUUUGGAGAUUUUGUGUCUGAUGAGGUGGUGGCUCCUGUCAGGGAGACGUGUGCCCAGACACUCGGUGUGGCCCUUCGCCACAUGAAUGAAACUGGUGUUUCAAUGACAGUAGAUGUCCUGCUGAAGCUGCUAAAAGAAGACCAGUGGGAGGUCCGUCAUGGAGGCCUGCUUGGGAUCAAGUAUGCCCUGGCUGUCCGACAGGACCUGAUCUCUGUUUUACUGCCCCGUGUGCUCCCUGCCAUCACAGUAGGUCUACAGGACCUAGAUGAUGAUGUCAGGGCCGUGGCAGCUGCAGCCCUCAUCCCUGUGGUGGAAGGCUUGGUACAGCUACUGCCCAGUAAGGUACCCUUCAUCGUAAACACACUUUGGGAUGCUCUUUUGGACCUGGACGACCUCACAGCUUCCACCAACAGCAUCAUGACAUUGCUGUCCUCGCUGCUCACCUACCCACAGGUCCGCCAGUGCAGCAUGCAGCAGUCAUUAACGGUCUUGGUUCCUCGGGUUUGGCCGUUUUUGAGACACACUAUAUCAUCAGUAAGACGAGCAGCACUGGAAACCCUUUACACGCUGCUGUCUAAAGCUGACCAGAGCUGUGCAAUCUGGAUAAACCCCAUCCUACAAGAUAUGCUCCGGCACAUCUUCCAGUCCUGUAUACUGGAGAGCAAUGAGGAAAUCCUUGAACUGAUUCAAAAGGUGUGGAUGGAGCUGCUGUCUCAGGCCCCACAGCAGUACGUGGUCGCAGCCAGCUGUCCAUGGAUGGGUGCCUGGCUCUGUCUCAUGAUGCAGGCCUCACACAUUCCCAUAGACCUGAACAUGCUGCUGGAAGUGAAGGCUCGCUCCAAGGAUAAGGCUGGUGCAAAGGCACGUCAAGGGACCAAUCAGGUGAAGGAGACAGUCCAGGAAUAUAUAGCAGGUGCAGAAACUGUGACAGACGACCCAGUGACAAGGGACUAUGUGGUGGUUCGUUCUCGCCUCAUGGCUGCCAAAUUGCUGGGGGCUCUGUGUAGGUGUAUCUGUGACCCUCAGCUCAAUGCUGCAUCUCAGGAGAUCCGACCAGCUGAGUCUUUAGGCCAUCUGUUGCUCUUCCACCUCAACUCUAAGUCUGCCCUGCAGCGCAUAGCUGUGGCUCUGGUGCUUUGUGAGUGGGCUGCGCUGCAAAAGGAUUGUCAGUUGGUGUCCGCAAUGGUGCAACCUCGCCUUCUGGCCAUUCUGUCAGAGCACUUGUACUAUGAUGAGAUCGCCAUCCCCUUCACACGCAUGCAAAAUGAGUGCAAGCAGCUUAUUGCACUGCUGGCUGAUGCUGGUAUAGAUCUCCAAGACCGCCUCAACUGUAGCGUUUUCACUAUUGAUCAAGCCAAUGAACUGGUAACCACCAUCUUCACGGAGUCGACGGCAGGUCUGAACAUGAAGUCCAAUCAGUGGCAAGCAUUAGACAGUAAACGACAGCAGGCUCAAGCAACUGUGGCGGAGACCAGCACAGAAUGGCAGCAGCUGCACCUGCGCGUCCACAUGUUCACAGCCUGUGCGGUGAUUAACCUGCAGGUGCUUCCUGAAAAGCUCAACCCACUGGUCAGGCCUCUGAUGGAGACCAUCAAGCGGGAGGAGAACGCCCUGAUCCAGGGAUACGCUGCCUCUUUUAUAGCUAAGCUGCUGCAACAGUGUGCUGGACGCUCGCCGUGCCCCAACCCCAAGAUCAUCAAAAACCUCUGUGCCUCGGCCUGCGUGGACUCUGCGGUCACACCCUCAUCUGCUUGCCCCGUGCCCCCCACACAGGAAAAUGCCAAAGGCAGUGGGUUGGAGAAAGAUUGCAUGCAUCACAUGGUCAACAAAACCCGAGGAAUCAUCACCCUGUACCGUCACCAAAGGGCAGCCUUUGCUAUCACCAGUAAGAGGGGGCCGGCCCCUAAAGCCCCAAAGACCCCCACCACAGAGCUUCCUCCUGGCAGCACCAUCUGCACUGAUAAUGAUGAGAGCAAGAAGCCGUUUCUUAUUCAGAGACGAGGGGCAGACUUCUCCCUAACAACUAUUGCCAGGCACUUUGGUGCAGACUUCACCAAGUCUCUGCCGUACCUAUGGGAGAACACAGUGGGACCACUGAGAACAGUGGUGACUGAAAAUCAACGCAUUGAUAGGCAGGCCCAGCUGGACAGAGGAGACGCUGCAGCUCAGGAACUGGUCAACUCUCUACAAGUGCUGGAGGUCAUGGCAGGGGCCAUGGCUGCUGAACUCAAACCUUUGCUACUGGAGCACCUACCCCAUUUGUUCACCUGCCUGCAACACCCGUACACAGCGGUGCGUCACAUGGCAGCUCGCUGCGUGGGAGUGCUCAGCAAGAUAGCCAUGCUAGAGACCAUGAACAGUUUCCUUGAGUUUGUACUUCCCUGGUUAGCUGCUAUUGAUGACUGCACCAAACAGGAGGGCGCCAUCGAGGCUUUAGCCUGUGUCAUGGAGCAGCUUGAUGUGGACAUUGUACCCUACAUUGUGCUGCUUGUAGUACCAGUGCUGGGCCGUAUGAGUGACCCCAGUGACAGCAUUCGUUUCAUGGCCACACAGUGCUUUGCUACACUCAUCCGCCUGUUGCCUCUAGAGGCAGGUAUACCCGACCCCCCUGCCAUGUCUGCUGACCUGAUACGCCAGAAGGCCAGAGAACGCCAUUUCCUAGAGCAGCUACUAGAUGGUAGAAAAUUGGAGAACUACAAGAUCCCCGUGCCCAUUAAGGCUGAGCUCAGGAAGUACCAGCAGGAUGGAGUGAACUGGCUGUCCUUCCUGAACAAAUACAAGCUGCAUGGGAUCCUGUGUGACGACAUGGGCCUCGGCAAGACACUGCAGUCCAUCUGCAUUCUGGCAGGAGAUCACUACCUCAGGGUGCAGGAAUAUGCCAAGACUAAGGCCGCAGACAGCAGCCCCCUGCCCUCUCUGGUGGUGUGUCCUCCCACACUGACUGGCCACUGGGUGGAUGAAGUGGGCAAGUUCUGCACCAAAGAGUACCUCAACCCGCUGCACUACACUGGGCCUCCCACAGAGCGAAUGCGGUUGCAGCACCAAGUGAAAAAACACAAUCUCAUAGUAGCCUCUUACGAUGUUGUACGGAAUGACAUCGACUUUUUUAGAAAUAUAAAAUUUAAUUACUGUAUCCUUGAUGAGGGUCAUGUCAUCAAGAACGGGAAAACCAAAUUGUCUAAAGCCAUUAAGCAGUUGGCUGCCAACUUCCGACUCAUCUUGUCAGGAACGCCCAUUCAGAACAAUGUCCUGGAGCUCUGGUCACUGUUUGACUUCCUCAUGCCGGGCUUCCUCGGAACAGAACGCCAGUUUGCUGCUCGCUACGGUAAACCAAUCCUGGCCAGCCGCGAUGCCAAAAGUUCCUCACGGGAACAGGAAGCAGGUGUCUUGGCGAUGGAGGCUCUACAUCGACAGGUGCUACCCUUCCUUCUGAGGAGGAUGAAGGAGGAUGUCCUCCAAGACCUGCCUCCCAAAAUAAUUCAGGACUAUUACUGCAACCUGAGUCCUCUACAGGUUCAGUUAUAUGAAGACUUUGCAAAGUCUCGAGCCAAGGCCAGUGUGGAGGAUAGCAUCUCGAAUACUUCCACAGAAGAAGAGGAGAAGCCUAAAUUGAAGGCCACAGGCCAUGUCUUCCAGGCGCUGCAGUACCUGCGGAAGUUGUGCAACCACCCGAGUUUGGUGUUGACCCCGCAACAUCCAGAGUACAAACGCAUCACUGAGCAGCUUGCAGGUCAAAACUCCAGCCUGCGGGACAUUCAGCACGCGCCCAAACUCUCCGCCCUCAAACAGUUGCUGUUGGACUGUGGUCUAGGAGGUGGUGGAGGAUCAGAGGGAGGCACUGAGGCAGUGGUGGCCCAGCAUCGUGUGCUCAUUUUCUGUCAGCUCAAGAGCAUGCUGGAUAUUGUGGAACAUGACCUGCUGAAACCCAAACUGCCCUCUGUUACCUACCUGCGGCUGGAUGGCAGUGUGCAGGCAGGCCUGCGCCACUCCAUUGUUUCCAGGUUCAACAAUGACCCAUCCAUUGACGUGCUGCUGCUGACCACCCAUGUUGGAGGUCUAGGUCUGAACCUGACUGGUGCAGACACUGUGGUGUUUGUGGAACAUGACUGGAACCCCAUGAGGGACCUGCAGGCCAUGGAUCGUGCCCAUAGGAUAGGACAGAAACGGGUUGUGAACGUGUACAGGCUGAUAACACGAGGAACACUGGAGGAGAAGAUCAUGGGUCUGCAGAAAUUCAAGAUGAGCAUUGCCAACACUGUCAUCAGCCAAGACAACGCCAGCCUGCAGAGCAUGGGCACAGAUCAGCUGCUCAACCUCUUCAGUCUAGACAAGGGCGAGAAGAAUGAGAAGGGCGAGCAGUCGCCGUCAACCUCAGGGAAGGCCUCCAUGAAGUCUGUGCUGGACGGCCUGGGAGAGUUAUGGGACCAGCAGCAGUACGACACGGAGUACAACCUGGACAGCUUCAUGCACUCCCUGCAGUAGCACUGUGUGACCCCCCGCGUAGCCUCCAGCCGCUGGCCGAGCAGGACCUGGUCAGAGCCGAGGAGCGCCCUACUGCUGCGAUCAUCUGCCCCACUCCUACUCCCACCCCCCACACCUUCAACAAGAGGAGUCACUGAUAGCUAAUGGUUACAGUCCCAAAGCAAUAACUAAAACACAGCCCCAGAACUAAAUCUAUAUUUUAGUGCUUAGGUAUGCUGCAGCAAUGUUAAAACGUCUUCUGAUGUUUCUUUGAACAUUGUCAGAAUCUCAUAAUUCCUUGUUGAGAGCAAACCACCCAGGUUUUCAACAAGCCCUCUUCAAAACUGCUAAGAGAAUAUAAUGGUAUGAUGAGACGUACCAUCUGCAACAAACAUCUCCAGUGUUAGUUUACAUCAUCUACAUUAGUAAACAGCAGCGUCACCACUGUGUACAGUGAUGUAGCUGUAGUCUGUCAAGCAGAGUGUGUCAUAAUUACAGUUAUCUUUUAUAGUAACAGCACCAGGUGCUACUUUUACAACCCGCAGCCCUCCUCCCAUGUUGCUUUUCCACAGUAUAGUGUUAACUGCUUCAGACACCAUUACCCAGUUGAACCUCCCUCCUAUCUGCCCCACUGCCACCCUCCCCCUCGCCCCCUAUCACAAGGUCUUAAAAGCACUGCGAUUCUCAGCCGCACCCGUCAACGCCUCUCUGACUGAUGGAUACAAACAUGUUUUUGUAUGACAAAGGGAAACGGGGCGAGAGUGACGAGCUUGCUGGAGGAACCACAGGACGUCAUCACAGCAUACUGGCUUUUUGAAGCACACUGCUGAGCUGUUUGUGCUGUGAAAACACUCCCAUCCUCCAGAUGGCGCUGGUUUGUUCUCGCCCCCUCGAGUCUGUUCACAUGACCUCAGGUGGAAAUUCGGUGGUAGAAAUGAUGUGUCUCAUGUCCAGCUCCUCUAAACUAUGGUGUAACAGUGACCUGGGAAAGCACUGCAUUUGAAGCAGCAUUACAGAGACUGAACAUGGGGCCAAGCUGAAACUUCCUGAAACUUGUCACCAGUAUUUUAAAAAAAAAUAAUAGACUUGUACAUAUUUCUGUAAUUGCUGCUUUUUGUUUAUGAUCGUGGAAUUGUAAUAAAUUCUACAGACCUUUUGAACUACAUACUGUAGCUAUCUGUUUUCUUUGCAUGUGAACAGUGAUGGCCAGUAGAUGGUGUGGUUGCACCGGUUGCACACCCAUGUAGAGAAAUACUGAUAAGACAGGAAUGAACCUAAAAUAUGGUCAGGAGUCUUCUUUUGACACAAGAAGCCCUGCUGCAAAGAAAGAAAAAUCAAAGAAAAGAAGCAGACACAGUUUUUUAUUUCACUGAGAACUCUGAGGAGUUAUUGUCCACGCUGACCUUCAAGUUAAGUUUCUGAGUUCAUUUUUGGCGUAUAAAGUCAAAUGGACCUUGUGGUAAGACUACCUUGUCUCCUUCUGUUUUCAAGGCCAAAAAUCAAGUUUAAGCUUAGUUUUUAAGCCAACAUGGACAAAAAGUCCUCUGAAAUACCAAGCACAUUGGAAAUUUAAUGAAUGCACAAGUAAGCUGAAAUGGUUUUAAAAUUCAUCUACAAUAGAAUACCUUAGUGUGUAGUCAUCACUAAAUACUUACUACCACUAGUACAUGCCAGCAAAUUUCUGACUUUAAAAAAACUAAAUGUAUGUGUUUCCAAUUAUUCUUUAAAAUGCUGAGAAAAUGAGGGCAGGUUUUACAAUUUCAAAUGUUAUUUUAAUUUUAAAUAGAAGAUUGAGGAAUGCUGGUUUGCUUUUCUGAUCUCGUCGUUCUUGGAUCAUGUGACUGAUGGCACAUAACCUAUUGGGUCUGCUUUGAUUAUCCUCUGUGGUCUAGAUGUUCAAGUUAGAAUUUUUCAUCUUGAAUUUUGGCAUCCAAUUCAAGAAAAUAUUUCAUUUUAAUAAUUAUUAUUAUUAAAAUGAUAAUUAUUUUUAAGUCAUUUUUUAGAAACUUUUUUUAUCAUGAGACACCUGGGGUUUUUAAUCUGAAUAUGUGAAAUCAAAUAAAAAUGCUAAUUUUAUCACUUAAAAUGACCCGUAAGUUUCAAAGAGAGACUUAAACUCACAUAAAUUAAGAUGGAUUUUCAAAGUAAAAUAUUUCAGUUUAGUCCACUUACUCUAUAGGACCCUUCAAGUCCCAAAAGGUGAAAUGCUUUAUUUUGUGUGCACAUCUUUUGGGACUUCAAGGGCCCUGUACUAUCCUGACAGCCUGUCUUUAUUCAACAAAAUUUGUACAUGUUCUAUGACUGUAAUCUCUAUCUGCUGAUGAAGACUAUGUGAUCUGCUGAAAGGUCCAGAAACUGAUCAUUAUGUAUGCUUUGUCUGCCUCACCAUCUGAAUCAAGAGUGAAUCCAUUCUGCUGAAAGGACAGAUGAAGCUGCAGAGGGCCACAAUGCACGUUAGUACUGGUCAGCUCUUCUCUAAGGUCAGGUGCAUGACAGGGGAUAGAGGUGACAGACAGGGAGAGGAUGCCAUGCCAAAGACCACAAGGUUUCACAGGGUCAUACAACUACGUUUAAUAAGAUUUGCUUAUUAGUACAGAAAAAGGAAAAAUUAAGGUGGAAACUACAAACUCUGAAGCAGUAGUAAGCAUUAGCAGCAUUGAGCUCCAUGUUUUCAAAUCACAGUUAUACUGCAAAAAGUUCAGACCAAGUCAACAAUCUCAAAAGCCUCGCCAAGAUAGAACCAGUGUUCAAGUCAGGAAAUAAAAAAAAUCUAGAAAACAAAAGCAUAUAUGCCUUAAUAAAAAUAAAACAAAUGUACAUUUCAAAAGUAGUGGGAUGUUUGUGGAAAAAAAAGCACAUUACCAAUUUUUUUUUCAUCUAUUUUGAGAUCACAACAUGACGAGACUGACAGUGUUUACCUACCCAGAGAACGCCCAUGAAGCAGAAGUGAAUAUACAGUAUACUACCCAAGUCUAGUUACAUGAAAUACAUACGUAUAUCUAUAGAGAGGAAUAUAUAAAAUGGUUGCCAUCAUCCAAAUCAUGAUCUUUUUCAUUUGCACAUACACGUUGUGUUAUAGUUCAGGUAUAAAUUGUUUUGUUACGUGAAAGAGAAACUUAAAAAAAAAGGCCAGGAGAUAGAUAAAUACUUGGUGGUAUGGUGGUGAAUAAUACAGAGCCCUGGAAGAGAGGAAAGAGUGGGACUAGUUUAAAGACAUGAGGGGGUUGGUAUUAGCAUCAGCUGUAUAAACUGGUAGAAAAGGCCAGCCAGAAAUAACAUUCUCACAUGAGCAAUGGAGUCUCUUUUUGGAUGAAGACCAGAAGGGACAUCAAAAACACUUCAGCCAUAGUUGAAGACAUGUUUAGACAUUUUGGGAAAUGUGCUUAUUCACUAUUUCAUUGAGAGUUAGAUGAGAAUAACAAUACCGCUCUUGUAUCUGUGGAGCAGUGUAAAGCUUGAGGCUGAAGCUGGUGAGCUUAGCUUAGCAUAAAGUUUGAAAAAGGCUAGCAUGUGAAACAGCACAUUCGAGUCUUAUGAUGGAAGGAACUAAAUUAGCCUAUGGACAUUAUUAAAAGAUUUAAAAUAGACUACUUAGGUAUUUAAAUUCAGAGCGUUGGUGGUGAAAGCAAACAAAUCUGUCCACACUCUAUCAAAUUCUGUAUUUUCCUCCGAGGCCUUUUCGUAUUUUGAUUUGGAAUCAAUAGCUAGCUUAGCUAAGGAAACCCAAAACUGCUGUUUAGGUUUAGCAAAAUUAAGACGAAAAGGUGCAAGGCCAUAGAGGUUAGCGCUCAUUUUAGUUGACGAAAUGUUAACAGGCUACAUUUUUUUAUUCUGUGUAUGAGCUACACACUUUUACAAACGAACAAUGUAAAUCAUUUUAGGCCUUCAACAAUGAUAAAUGAAAUCAAAAUAUUAAAAAAUAACUAUUAUUCAUUUCCAUGAACUAGUAAUUUUUUGUCAAAGUCAUCAAAGAGAGGCUAAUAAGCCGCACGUGGCCUACUUUCGGGUUAUUCGAAA